Molecule: messenger RNA, 1773 nt
Organism: Cynocephalus volans (Philippine flying lemur)
Lineage: Eukaryota; Metazoa; Chordata; Mammalia; Dermoptera; Cynocephalidae
Gene: CPNE6
Product: copine 6
Exons: 16
Coding region: 5-1678 (557 amino acids)
Biological process (GO): cellular response to calcium ion
Cellular component (GO): plasma membrane
Molecular function (GO): calcium-dependent phospholipid binding
Source: RefSeq, a predicted model, not a curated record
CAACAUGUCAGACUCUGAGAUGGGAUGGGUGCCUGAGCCCCCAACCAUGACGCUGGGGGCUUCAAGGGUGGAGCUGCGUGUGUCCUGCCACGGCCUCUUGGACCGAGACACACUCACCAAGCCCCACCCCUGCGUGCUGCUGAAGCUGUACUCUGAUGAGCAGUGGGUAGAGGUGGAGCGCACGGAGGUGCUUCGCUCCUGUUCCAGCCCUGUCUUCUCUCGGGUGCUGGCCCUCGAAUACUUUUUUGAGGAAAAGCAGCCCCUACAGUUCCACGUGUUUGAUGCUGAGGAUGGAGCCACCAGCCCCCGCAAUGACACCUUCCUCGGCUCUACAGAGUGUACCUUGGGCCAGAUUGUGUCACAAACCAAGGUCACUAAGCCAUUACUGCUGAAAAAUGGGAAGACUGCGGGGAAGUCCACCAUCACGGUCGUGGCUGAGGAGAUAUCUGGCACCAAUGACUAUGUGCAACUCACCUUCAGAGCCCACAAGCUGGACAACAAGGAUCUGUUCAGCAAGUCUGACCCUUUCAUGGAGAUCUAUAAGACCAAUGGCGACCAGAGUGACCAGCUGGUCUGGAGGACUGAGGUGGUGAAGAACAAUCUGAACCCCAGCUGGGAGCCAUUCCGCCUGUCCCUGCACUCCCUAUGCAGCUGUGAUGUUCACCGGCCUCUCAAGUUCCUUGUGUAUGACUAUGACUCCAGCGGGAAGCAUGACUUCAUUGGCGAGUUCACCAGCACCUUCCAGGAGAUGCAGGAAGGGACAGCAAACCCUGGGCAGGAGAUGCAGUGGGAUUGUAUCAAUCCCAAGUACCGGGACAAGAAGAAGAAUUACAAGAGCUCAGGGACAGUAGUACUGGCCCAGUGCACGGUGGAGAAGAUACACACCUUCCUGGAUUAUAUCAUGGGUGGCUGCCAGAUCAGCUUCACGGUGGCCAUUGACUUCACCGCCUCCAAUGGGGACCCAAGGGGCAGCCAGUCCCUACACUGCCUCAGCCCCCGACAGCCCAACCACUACCUGCAGGCCCUGCGUGCAGUGGGAGGCAUCUGCCAAGACUAUGACAGUGAUAAGCGGUUCCCAGCUUUUGGCUUUGGGGCUCGAAUCCCCCCCAACUUCGAGGUGUCCCAUGACUUUGCUAUCAACUUUGACCCGGAAAACCCUGAAUGUGAAGAGAUCUCGGGGGUCAUCACUGCCUACCGUCGUUGCCUGCCCCAGAUCCAGCUCUAUGGACCCACCAACGUGGCCCCCAUCAUCAACCGCGUAGCUGGGCCUGCCCAGCGGGAGCAGAGCACUGGCCAAGCCACGAAGUACUCGGUGCUGCUGGUGCUCACUGACGGCGUGGUGAGCGACAUGGCUGAGACCCGAGCUGCCAUCGUGCGUGCCUCUCGCCUACCCAUGUCCAUCAUCAUUGUGGGCGUGGGCAAUGCCGACUUCUCCGACAUGCGACUGCUGGAUGGCGAUGAUGGUCCCUUGCGCUGCCCCCAAGGAGUGCCCGCGGCCCGUGAUAUCGUCCAGUUCGUGCCCUUCCGAGACUUCAAGGAUGCCGCCCCCUCUGCGCUAGCUAAGUGCGUCCUGGCCGAGGUGCCCCGGCAGGUGGUGGAGUACUAUGCCAGCCAGGGCAUCAGCCCAGGGGCUCCCAGGCCCUGUACACCGGCCAUGACUCCCAGCCCUAGCCCUUGAUGGCCACCCACCGGACCGACACUCCCUUAGCCUCUCAGUGCCUGUCCUGACCCUUGUGACUCGAGUGACCAGUGCCUCCGCCUCUUGGACCAGCU